Messenger RNA from Paramecium tetraurelia, 796 nucleotides. RefSeq lists its product as uncharacterized. The transcript has 4 exons. NCBI's taxonomy places the organism in Eukaryota, Ciliophora, Oligohymenophorea, Peniculida, Parameciidae. The record is from RefSeq and is a predicted model, not a curated record.
AGAUUAAGUUACUUAAAUUUAGCAUAGAAUAUAAAUUUUUUGAAAUUGAAUACCCAAAUAUUUUAGGAUAAUUUAUUAUUUAAAAAUUGCAAAUUCAGAUAUGCGUUAAAGAUUAGGAGCCUUACAUGCUGACUCUCUUGAGGAGUAUAUUGAAUUAGCCAAAAUGUCCUGGCAAUAAAAUUUGAUUUUUUAUGGAUCAGAUUAAGAAAUUGCGGGUUAAUAGAGAGGAUUUGAUAAUUCAGAAAAAGAAACAAAUACAACUUCGAUUGACGAGGAAACAGAGGUAAAAGAUCGAAGCAAUGUUAAUGUUUUGGUUAUAGACAAUUUAGAUAAAAUUGACCAAGUGUUUAAAUAUUGUGGAACAAUAAGAAAAUCAAAAAAAAAUUAUUAUCUGGAAUAUUGUUCAAAACAGGAGACAUCUAGUUCUAAGGAAAUCCAUUUUCACUUUUGGGUUAUCAAUUAAACUAGUGUAAAAUAUUAAGAGUUGAUAGAAGUUUAUUAUAGAACUGCAGACUGUUAUGUUUACUUGAAUAAAUAAUCUAAGGAUCACCAAUUUUAAAGAUUUUUUGAAAAAGUUAAACUGCUAAAUAAGCACAAAACUAGAAAGAUAUAUAGAAUUGGAAACUUUAGAAGAGUUAGUAGUUAAUAAAAUCUAUAAAACAUUUAAGAUAAUCAAAUUAUAACACUGAGAAAUUUAAAAGAAGGAUUGAAGAAAAUAAGAGAAUAAUAUUUUUGAUUUUUUUUUUGUAUUAGUUUCUUCAUUCAUAAAUUGGAGGGGGAUUCCUUCCUUUUUUUC